Messenger RNA from Hyaloperonospora brassicae, 369 nucleotides. Lineage: Eukaryota; Oomycota; Peronosporomycetes; Peronosporales; Peronosporaceae. The record is from the annotation of a GenBank genome assembly.
AUGGCCGCGAGCGCCGCCGACGAGCUACAGCUCAAGUUCCUGUUUGCAAACCAGGACGGCGUGCACCUGCAGCUCGGCUUCCCCAAGACGGCGACCGUCGCGCAAGUCAAGACGCAGCUCAUGCGCAGCUGGCCACAAAAUGUACCGCCGGCCGACGAAGCAAAAGCUGUGCGCCUCAUCUGCAUGGGACGCGGGAUCCUGCAAGACGCGCACACGGUGGGGGCUGCUGUGCCGACCUUUGACACGCACCCCACGCCCGUGAACGUCUCUGUAAACCACUCGGUGCAGCCGCCGGCCCGAGAAGCCGCACGAAGCCACGCUGCUGGCAAGUCGGUCGAGUCGACGGGCUGUGGCUGCAUCGUGUGUUAG